GUAGACCUUGUUGAGCAUGGACUUUGUUUCUUAAGCUCCGCCCCCUUAGCCAUGUCUCACAAGCUUCCAAAAUGGUGAUUGAACAGAACGUGUUUGAAGUCGAUUCUCUAUCGCGUAUUCCAGAUAAUAUUGGGAAUUAAGAUUAUGGACGGAGCAGGACGCAAUGUCAGAGUUACAGCAAAACGUUGGCGAUCGAUGCAAAAAAGUUUGACGCCUCACAAACUUCAUAUUGAAAUCCAACAGGAUAAAAUUGUGGAAUCGUACUGCGCAUGUAAAGCAGGGGUCUUAGCUGAGCUGGAGCUGCCGUGGUGGAAGCUUUGGGCAAAAGCUUGAUUCACUGACCACCUGCCUGACCACCCCUCUGCUCUAUCCUCCACUUCAGCAGCAGGCACUGACAUUUGUAUAAUGAACGUGACUCAUUUUCACGUCUUCACAACUUGUAAGCCUGACUUCAAUCACAUGCAAGGAUUAAGAAAAGACAAAUUGAAUGAAUGAAAUGAACGUUUGUUGGCCAACCCAAAUGUGUAUUCAUAUUCAAAACGUACACAGUUCAAAUAAAGAGCCGCAUCCUUGACUAGUAGUGCUGUAUUUCCUGUGUUGUAGAUGCUGGCGGAUGACAAAACAACAUUUCGGAUGUACUCACUUGGGCUAGUGUUGGCAAUAAAAAUACUGCAUCAUGUUUUUACCUUCUUUUUAAUGAAAGAAGAGGUACGCGCCAUUCCAUCCCACCCCACAUUCCUCAUUAAAAUUAAGAAUAAAGUGCACUUACAGUUUCCUAUUUUUGUUAUUUGUAACUUCCUAGAUUAUCUUUAAAGCAAAUAACGCAGCCAAUAAGAGGACCUUAAUUGAUUUAGUCUGCAUUUGUAAAGUAAAAAAACACACACACACACAUAUAUAGAUAAUAUAAUAUAUGGGCCUUUUGAUUGUUGGUUUAAUGUUUCAACCUGAUAAAGAGGUUGUUUUAGGAUGGCACCGUCGGUAAAGCAGGAUUCUAUUUAUGCGAACAUCAGUCAGGGGUAAUAAUUCAUUAGGCAGGCCCACUGUAAUGAGCCUGUGCAGACAAAGCACCCGCUUCUUUCCCAUGGGAGCUGUGAUCAUAAUGACAGCACUGAGUGUUGCCUGGUUUCAUGCUGAAUCAACUCAUUAGAAUAAACAGAUAAUGUUUUAAACAAUCAGCAGCCUCAACUAUUUUGCUGUAGUAUCUGCUACACUCCUUUAUUAGUAGUAUUUUUAUUUGGCCGUGUUUAUGUAGUGUACAGUAGAUACAGUAUAUUACCCUUUUAUGUUCACCAUGUUUUAUGUUUAUUACUGUUUCUAUACCGCAAACUUUUAAAACUUUUAAUAUUGAAAAUCGGACCCUUAUGAGGAUAAGCGGCUUGGAGAAGUGAAAAUACAAUACAGUUGAUUAGUAUGUUAUCGGCUGGCGGUGACGUCAUAAUAAACUCGCGAAUCCAUUGGUCAGAAUUUUACCAUAAAGAAAUCUAAUUGGCUGCUCAGAGGUGAAAAAGUUAUCUUGUUAUUUAGCCAACUUCGAAAUUAGUUCCAAAAUUAUGACUGAUGCUAAAUCCUUUAAUUGUUUGUUAUUUUCCCAUAAAAAAUUAUUCAAUACACUCGAGGAAAUCCAGUACACGACAUGUCGCUCAGAUCCGGGUGACGUCAAUACCAAGCAACCCCAUUGGUCGAAAUUUUAGCAUAAAAAAAUAUGAUUCGCUACUGCUGGGACGUGAACGGUUAGCUUGUUGUCAUGCAGCCGCGUAGAUAGCAAAAACACUUUAUAGUGUUUGUUUUCUGCCACGUCUCUUCUCGCUACGGUCCAAUUUAACACUCGUACAUGCAGUUAAGUUGUAUCCAUUUAAUUUCGUUGAUUCGCAACAUUAGUGCAUUUUUUUUCUUGCUUGGAAAUGAGGAAAUUAGUUUGCUCGGUUGCGAAGUGACAUGUCUUCAAUCUAGCAGUCGCAGGUUUAUAUGUCAUAGACCGACCUUAUUAGCGCUGUCACCUCAAGGACAGUUUUAGCUUCUGUGCAUAGCAAUGGCAUAUACAAGACUGUUUCACUUAUUCAGCAUUAGAGCUACACGUUCGACCCAAAAGCGAGCCGCUGGAUGUGCACGGUGCUUCCGAAAACAUGUCAGCACUUCAGCUUGGCGAUCACAGAGCCGAAUGUCCGCCUGGGUCAUCGACCAAUUUGGCACUAACGAAGUGUUUAGGUACUCUGAAGACAUCCCCGUCCCUACGAUCACCAUGUCCAGCCAAGUGAUGAUCCAAGUCCACGCUACCAGUCUCAACCCUUUGGAUGUGUCCAUGAGAGGUGGGUAUGGAGCUAAGAUGCUGAAGCUACGAAGGGACCCAUUUUCGAUAAUGGACGACCAUGGUGAUUUUCCUCUCAUCCUUGGUCGGGAUGUGUCCGGAGUUGUGGUGGAGUGUGGAUCUGAGGUUGAACACUUUGUACCAGGAGAUGAGGUUUGGGGUGCCGUGCCGCCGUGGAAACAGGGCAGUCUGGCGGAAUUUGUCAGUCUAACAGAGUUUGAGCUGUCCCACAAGCCCAAAUGUUUAAGUCACGUGGAGGCGGCGUCCAUCCCGUACGUAGCCGGCACUGCGUUGUCUGCGCUUGUUAACGCGGGUGGUCUUUGCAGAGAGAGCUCCUCCAAUAAAAGAAUUUUGAUUAUCGGAGGAUCCGGAGGUGUCGGAACGUUUGCCAUUCAGCUGGUAAAGGCCUGGGGAGCCCACGUUACAGUCACUUGCUCUCAUAACGCCGAGGGCCUCGUCCGAGGGCUCGGAGCCGAUGAGGUUGUGGACUACGCUGUGGAGGAUGCGGUCCAGCAACUGGAAAUAAUGGAGAGAUUCGACGUGAUUUUGGACAACGUGGGCGGGGACACCGAGGAGUGGGCGGUGGGUUUAUUAAAACCCUGGUCUGGGGCGAAGUACGUCACGCUGAUAACCCCUUUGCUCUUCAAAACGGACUCCCUCGGCGUACUGGACGGGCUCGUUUACGCCGGAGCUGCCCUGAGCACUAAGGUCAUACAGAAUAUGGUUUCAAAUGGAUUCUUCUACCGCUGGGGGUUCUACACCCCAGACGGGCCUGGCCUGGAUGAGGUCAGCCAGCUGGUGGAUAGCGGGAAGAUCUUGCCAGUGGUGGAGGCCCGGUUCCCAUUCAGCCAGGUUCCACAGGCUUUUCAGAAAUUGGAGCUCGGCCACGCCAGAGGCAAGACGGUCAUCAGCGUGACUGAGGAGCCAGAGAACGAGGAGCAAAACAUGGACCACAAUCCGACACAGGAAACGGCAACACAAUACUGAGAGAGAGAAUGAAUCUGUGCUGAUUCUUUUCUUUACAAGGUAACGUUGAAGACUCACAUCUAUUUAGACGGGAUCAAAAGUGGGACAAAUCCUGUUGUUCAUAUUGUUGUCCCGACAACCCUUCUUGAGAAUUUUAUCGCAAGGUACAUGAAUGAGUGUGCUUUCCUAUCACCGUGUUAUUACUCUGGUAAUCAAGCGUUGAGGUGUGUACAUUUCAGGUUAUCUCAGUUUUUCAUUACGAACAGACUUAAGUCAAUAUUUUGUCUGCUAUUAAUACACACAGACGUGCUCUAUUAAGUUGUUUCCGACCACAUCGGUGAGUAGACACUCCCAGUGCUGUCGAUGCCGAAACGAGAAUUUAUUCUAAAGUCAAUGUUUUUGUUUGUUUUGUUUAACGUAUUUUCUUGCAAAUUUAGUGUCACUGCUUUUUUCUUAAAUAUAAUUUAAAAUUAGCUCCCAAACAGAGAAACUGUUAUAAUAGUGAGCAGUCGUGGCCACAUCCUGCCUUUCCUGGGUUUGUGCAUACAUCAUUAAAAAAAAUAACAAUGAUAAAAGAAAAAUCUGUAUCCAUUUUUCCAUGACGUCUGUAAAAAUGGCUUGAAGUUCCAAUCUUCACUGCACAGGAUCUGUUGGGAGCACUUGACAUUCGCAUACCUCAGUAUUCACACAAUUUUUAAAGCAACUCCAAUUCUUACUUUAGGGAACAUCAUUAUAUGUACGGUAGGCUCUAA
Messenger RNA from Syngnathoides biaculeatus (alligator pipefish), 4023 nucleotides. Its product is annotated as reticulon-4-interacting protein 1 homolog, mitochondrial-like. The coding region runs from base 2030 to 3292 and encodes 420 amino acids. Gene Ontology annotation, cellular component: mitochondrion. The record is from RefSeq and is a predicted model, not a curated record. The transcript is spliced from 12 exons. Gene Ontology annotation, molecular function: oxidoreductase activity; zinc ion binding. Lineage: Eukaryota; Metazoa; Chordata; Actinopteri; Syngnathiformes; Syngnathidae.